Archocentrus centrarchus (flier cichlid) is the source of this 1135-nucleotide messenger RNA. RefSeq names its product N-acetyllactosaminide alpha-1,3-galactosyltransferase-like. The coding region runs from base 110 to 1135 and encodes 341 amino acids. Gene Ontology annotation, biological process: carbohydrate metabolic process. Gene Ontology annotation, molecular function: hexosyltransferase activity. Gene Ontology annotation, cellular component: membrane; vesicle; Golgi apparatus. The record is from RefSeq and is a predicted model, not a curated record. NCBI's taxonomy places the organism in Eukaryota, Metazoa, Chordata, Actinopteri, Cichliformes, Cichlidae. The transcript is spliced from 5 exons.
AUCACUUCCACAAAGAAAUGCAAAAUGGCUUCAGUGUUUAAUUGUGUCUUUUCUUUAAGGUUUGUUCCUGUCUAUCUUCUCCCGAUUCAAGAAAUUGAUUUGCAGAGAAAUGACAGGCCCAUUGUUCCCAACAACAAGUAAACACUGCGCAAGGAGUACUGGACUCUUUGGGUGUCUGCUGUUAGCCAUCCUUGGUUUCACUUGUUUAUAUUUAAGAUAUUUAAGGUUCACUGUCCUGAUGAUGAAUCUGCCAAUUGCUACCAAACCUGAACCAAGACACGAGAUUAAUUUGGAUGACUCACUUAAUUUUGGGGCCAGACCAGCGGUUCAAACAUCCACAUCUUGGAAAGCUCCUAUCAUCUGGGAGGGGAUGUUUGACCCCAGACUUUAUGACCAAAGGCACACUGAAGAAAAGUCAUCUGUAGCCCUUACUGUGUUUGCUGUGGGAAGGUACCUGGAUGCCUAUCUCAAGACCUUCCUCACCUCAGCAGAACAACAUUUCAUGUUGGGGUUACCAGUGACUUAUUAUGUGUUUACAGAUUUACCAGAUAAAGUGCCAAAUAUCACACUUGCUUCUCAGCGGAACAUGAAGGUUAUCCAGGUGGAAAAGUACAUCAGGUGGCAGGACAUCUCUAUGAUGCGAAUGAAGAUGAUAUCAGAAGCAAUAGAGUCAGAGAUCCGCCACAGCUUUCCUUAUGUCUUCUGUUUUGAUGUGGAUCAGGAGUUUAAAGGGAGAUUUGGAUCUGACGCUCUGGGUGAUUCUGUGGCAUUGCUCCAUGCCCACUAUUAUAAAUUGCCAAAGCACAGAUUUACCUAUGACAGAAACCCUAAAUCUAAAGCCUUCAUGGAGGAUGGAGAUUUCUACUACCAUGCUGCUAUCUUUGGUGGGCUGUGGCAAAAUGUAAAGCAUCUGGUAGAUUACUGUUAUCUGAGCAUCAUGGAGGAUAAAAUAAACGAUGUGGAAGCUGAGUGGCAUGAUGAGAGCCAUCUAAACAAAUACUAUUGGAUUCAUAAACCAAGCAGGCUGCUCUCUCCAGAGUACUGCUGGGACCAGAGCAUUGGUGACAAAAGUGAUAUACUUGUCACCCGCCUAGUCUGGGCACCAAAGCAUUAUAACACACUUCGUACUGGGUAG